AUGGCUUUUGCUGCCUCCCUGGCUGACCUCCAAGAACAGGCCACCUGCCCUAUCUGUCUGGAUUACCUGAGAGAUCCAGUGACCAUUGGCUGUGGCCACAACUUCUGUCAUCCCUGCAUCCAACAGUGCUGGGAAGAGCUACAGGACUUCUUCCCAUGUCCCAUCUGCCUGCACCACUGCCUUGACCGGAACUUCAGGCGGAACACCCAACUGUGUCAUAUGACUGAUAUUGUGAAGCGACUUCCAAUAAUGAGGAGCAAGAGGAAACUCAAGGAAGAGAAACUUCUAUGUGAGAAGCACCACCAGGUGCUAGCCCUGUUCUGUGAGAAGGACUUGGAGCUGCUCUGUCUACAAUGCAGGAUCUCCCCCAACCACUUGGGUCACCACCUAAUGUCUAUUGAGCAAGCUGCAACUAGUCACAGAAGGAAGCUCAAAAGCUACAUUGAACCUCUGAGAAAGAAGUUUGAGGAAGCUCAAAGGAGAUUUGAAAUUCAAGUCUCAAAACUAUUGGAAUUGAAGUUCAAGGUUGAAAAUCAAAAGAGUGAAUUAUACUCAGAAUUUGAACAUUUUUUAAAUUUCUUGGAAAAGGAACAAGGAGCAAUUCAUAAUAGGAUACUAAAUGAAGAGAAGGGUAUUGUAGAGAAACUAACUGAAAACAGAAGGCAAAUUUCAGACUACAGUUCAACACUGAAUAAUCUACUUAGUAAAAUAACAGAGAAGUGUGUACAGGCAGACCUGGAUUUACUGACAGGAAUAGGAAGUAUCCACAAUAUGUAUGAAAACCUAAAAACCCCAAAAGUGUUUUCAUAUGAGUUAAAGAGGGAGAGUUUCAGUCUCCCUCCACAAUAUUUUGGCCUGGUAAAUAUGAUCAGCCUGUUUAAGGAAAAUCUGACACUAGAUCCUAAAACAGCCCACCACAAUCUGAUUAUCUCAGAAGACAGAAAAACCGUGAUAUAUGGA
Molecule: messenger RNA, 960 nt
Organism: Orycteropus afer afer
Lineage: Eukaryota; Metazoa; Chordata; Mammalia; Tubulidentata; Orycteropodidae
Product: tripartite motif-containing protein 60-like
Molecular function (GO): zinc ion binding
Source: RefSeq, a predicted model, not a curated record